GAAGUUAGUCCCGGUUGCAGCCCUCAUAGUCCAACAAGUCUCCGCAGCUCUGUACGCAUUGUCCGAAGCACCAACUCCAGUGGGAGAAGCCCUUCCGAACGAGACGAUGCCGAGGAGCGCUGGCUUCAGGGGCACACGCCGUGCGCCCGGUUGACGAGGAGUAGGUCACGGCGUCUGUCGGACCCUCAGGGAGGCCGGAGCCCUCCACCUGCUCAGGGGAGGGGGACACGAAGCAGCUCAAAGCCCUUCGCUGAGGAACUGGGGUCACCAGGUCGCGAAACCGCUGGAAGGAUGUAUGGGGGCAGAGAUCGGCACUAUGCUGGUCAGAGAGGACAGGUCGCCGAUCCUCGACUGGCAAGAGAAAGGUGGACACAGUCGGAGCGCAACUUCUUGGAUACUGAAGUAGGAAACCAAGACUCAGAUGGGCCAUAUGACAGAAUGCGUUCUACCUCCAAGAAGAAAUCCAGACGUCGAACAAGAGACGCGUCCGACAGCCCAACUCGUCGGUCGUCUCGUCGCUCCGGCUGGAACACGGAAACAAGUUUUCUAUCAAAGCAAGGUGAGAACCGUGGUGACAGCAGCAAUGAUGACAAGAACAACACUGAGAGUGACUCAUCAACCUCGGAGUCGGACGAUUCUGAAGAUUCUGAGGGCAGUAGCUCAUCGGAGGCGAGCUUUUCAAGCAGUGAAAGCGAGUCUCACACGGCGUCCCUGCCCAGUCCGAACAUCUCACUCUCGGUCAGUGGCGAGGACGACGAUGAUGAAGUAUCGGCGGAACACUGGACGGUUACGGAUAUCCUAAAGGACCCUUCCGAGAGCGACUUGGAGGCGGAUGGAGAUUUAUCAAAGACAACCGGCCCAGUGGAGAUGGACAAGACAGCCGAAGGCGAGCCCAGACGUGAUGUCAAGGGUGCAGUUGCAGAAAGUGCAGUUAGCUCAGUGUUGAAAGACGAGGAUGCGGAUCAAAAACAGACAGAAAAGGGUAUGUCUGAGCGAGACGAGGAAAAGGGGCUGCUCGUCACAGUGACAGGCCGAGAGGAAACACGCUCCAGUACUGCCGAGAACAGUGUCGUUCCUUGCCCUCGCCAGGAGGAUGGCUCUGAUGUUACUGCACCGGUCGACGAUGACGCCGUUCCGAGCGACAGCACUGCUGACUUGCCUGUGAGCAGCGAGCCCGGCCCUAAAGUCGGACAGGUCGGCAGACAGGGGGAGUCUGAAAGUAAUGCUAAUGUGCGAACGGGUCAGCUCGAUACGUCUGGUGCGUCCGUAAACGAUGCAGUUGAAGCAGAUGAAACGAAUUGCUCGGGACCUGAGGAAACGAAGUCGGUCAAAGUCUGCGGUGAGAAGUCAUCAAUUGCCAGUAACGACUCUGCCAAAGCUCCGAGUACCUCUGACGAUUUAAAAGAUCAAGUACUUGGUGCAGACGAAGGGCAUGCUCGUGAAAAGAGAGAACCUUCAUCAACCGACGAUCAUUUGACUUCCUGCGAUACAGAAGCUGCUUCAACCAAUAACAUUGCAACACAUCGGGACGCGGGCGGAGAAGCCGCUCCUGCCACCGCUGAUGAUCAUCACAAGCUCUCAGACUGUCCGAGCUCUCCUCUCGAUGAACGCGACUCAGAAGGGUCCAGCCCGCCAGGCAGUCCCGGUCCGGAGUGCGGUGAUCCGGAGCCGGUGGCCGGCCUGUUGGAGCGCGCGCGACACCUCAUGUCCAGCCAGCUGACCAGGAUGUGUGCGUCGUCGCCGGCGCUGGCCCACAUGAGCGCCGAUGAGGACGAUAUUCCCCCCGACGAGGACGAGAUCCCGGCCUCGCAGUUCGAGGAGUCGCCGGCGGGCCGGUGCGACUCGCCGCCGCCUUCCUCCGCCUCAUCCUCCACCGACAGGUUUAGGAGGAAUUACUCCCGAUCUCGGAGCAGAAGUCCCGGCAGAGGGAAGCGCAGCUCCCGCAGCUCUCCUUACCACAGAAAACGGCCAAGGCGGCGGUCCCGCUCCCCCGUCCCUGCCUACUCAGGGCGGCCAUCCUACGGGGGCGGACGGUACUCCCCGCCGCCGCCCCCGCCGCCGCCGCCGCCCCAGUCCGGUCGUCGCGGCGCCACCUCUGCCAAAACGCUUAACAAAAUGUCCGAGACAUCCCUGUACGCUGAGCUCGUGAAGCAGAAGAAGAUUCGAGAGAAGGCUCUCCGUGUGGUGUCUGGCUUCCAGCAGUCGGAUGAUGGCAAGGAGAAGGAGAACGUGUACCCGGACGGGGACGGCUCCGGCCGAGACCUGGCUGACGGCGCCGACCAGCUGGAGACCAUCGAGUCCUCGCCGGAGGUGUACACGCCCGAACAGGAGCCGCGUCGGUCCGAGGGGCGCGGCCGCGUGCGCAGCCCGCCGUCCCGCCGACGGGGCGGCACCCCGCCCCUGCCGCCGGGACACAGGAGGGGAGGCACGCCCCCGCUGCCGCCCUCGCACCGGCGCGGCGGGACACCGCCCCUGCCGCCCGGCAGACGGGGAGGAACGCCUCCACUUCCCCCGAGUCACAGGAGGGGAGGCACGCCUCCACUGCCGCCCAGUCACAGGCGGGGAGGUACUCCGCCGCUGCCUCCUGGCCAUAGGAGAGGGGGCACCCCGCCACUGCCGCCUCCCAGCCACAGGAGAGGAGGCACUCCGCCGCUACCUCCGCCUAACCGCCAGGGCCGCUCUGCCGCCGUCCGACCAGUAGUGCCCGGUACUGAGGAGCUCUCGCCGGACGAGGACGGGCCUCUGACCCCGCCGCCGCCGCGGCCGUCAGCAGCGGCGAGCCGCGCGCCUCAGCCCCGCCUGCAGCGGCCCAACAUCAUACACAGGCGGCGAGAGAGUGAGAACAAAACGUGGGGUGAUCGGUGUGUGGAUGCGUUCGAGCUGAUAGCCCAGGUCGGCCAGGGUACCUACGGCCAGGUGUACAAAGCCAGGGACUGCGAGACCGGCGAGGUUGUUGCGUUGAAGAAAGUGCGAUUGGAGAAUGAGAAGGAGGGAUUUCCUAUUACGGCUGUGAGAGAGAUCAAGAUCUUGCGACAACUAAACCACAAGAACAUAGUUAAUAUUAAGGAGAUUGUUACGGACAAGCAGACUGCGGUGGACUUCCGGAAGGACAAGGGUUCAUUUUACCUGGUGUUUGAGUACAUGGACCACGACCUGAUGGGCCUGCUCGAGUCAGGGAUGGUGGACUUUGACGAGCCGUCCAACGCCAGCAUCAUGCGACAGCUGCUCGAGGGGCUCAACUACUGCCACCGGAAAAACUUCCUCCACAGGGAUAUCAAGUGCAGCAAUAUCCUGCUCAACAACAAGGGUCACGUGAAGCUGGGCGACUUCGGUCUGGCUCGGCUGUACAACGCCGAAGAGUCUCGUCCGUACACCAACAAGGUGAUCACGCUGUGGUACCGGCCGCCGGAGCUGCUGCUCGGGGAGGAGCGCUACGGGCCCGCAGUCGAUGUCUGGAGCUGCGGCUGCAUUCUCGGCGAACUCUUCCAGAAGAAACCGCUCUUCCAGGGCGCCAACGUGGAGAUCGCCCAGCUGGAGAUGAUCUCCCGACUGUGCGGCUCCCCGUGUCCGUCCGUCUGGCCGGAGGUGGUCCGGCUACCCCUGUGGAGCACCCUCCGACCCAAGAAGCCCUACCGGCGGCGCCUCAAGGAGGAGUUCUGGCACAUGCCCUCGGCCGCGCUCAGCCUCAUGGACAAGAUGCUCGAGCUCGAUCCGAAGAAUCGGAUAUCGGCCGAUGACGCGCUCAAGAGCCCCUGGCUGAAGAACAUCAACUCGGACAAGCUGCCUCCUCCCAACUUCCCCGAGGGCCAGGACUGUCACGAGAUGUGGUCCAAGAACCGGCGCCGCCAGCAGCGGGACCAGAUGGAGGGCUCGCGACCGGACAGCGCCGCCUCGGCGAGGGAGCGGGGCGCGGCGCCGGCCACCGACUCGGCACGGACGUCGCCGCGGUCGGCGCGGCCCGAGUCGUCGCGGGACAACUCUGACAGUCAGCCGGUGUCGACCACCACCUCUCCACACACACCUCCCCCGCCGGCGGCGCCCGCACCGCCGCCGCCGCCACCGCCCGCCGCCGACAGCGGAUCCCUACGCUCCCUGCUUCAGCAGCUCAUAGACCUGCUGGCAGAAGGCGAGCCGGUCACCUGCGAACACAUCACCAACAUUGUGCAUUGUGAGGUGGACGCCGUGACCCAGCGGCUGCUGGAGCCGGUGAACGCCCAGCUGUUGGUGGCUGCCUCAGAGGCCGGCGCCCGCCUGGAGCCCGGCCUGCGCGUGCUGGGCCGCACCGGGCUGGCGGCGCCCCAGCUGCGCCUGGCGCUGGCAGCCCUAGUGCGCCACUGCGGGUUGGGUCCGCUGCCGCCCUGAGCGGCCGGCGGCCCGUCCCCCCCCCCAUCCCCGCACUGUUAUAUUGUGAUGAUCCGGCGGGCGCCGACAGCCGCGGCGCCCGGGACUGCAUUCUCUUGCUUGUUGCGUGACUGCUCUGUAUCGUAGGUGUUAAUAAAUUGGUUGACGGCCGUCUCCGCAAGCGUU
This is a messenger RNA of Amphibalanus amphitrite, 4527 nucleotides long. Its product is annotated as cyclin-dependent kinase 12-like. Gene Ontology annotation, cellular component: nucleus; cyclin/CDK positive transcription elongation factor complex. Gene Ontology annotation, molecular function: cyclin-dependent protein serine/threonine kinase activity; ATP binding; RNA polymerase II CTD heptapeptide repeat kinase activity. The record is from RefSeq and is a predicted model, not a curated record. The coding region runs from base 292 to 4362 and encodes 1356 amino acids. The transcript is spliced from 13 exons. Lineage: Eukaryota; Metazoa; Arthropoda; Thecostraca; Balanomorpha; Balanidae. Gene Ontology annotation, biological process: protein phosphorylation; positive regulation of transcription elongation by RNA polymerase II; transcription elongation by RNA polymerase II.